Mya arenaria is the source of this 4919-nucleotide messenger RNA. RefSeq names its product receptor-type tyrosine-protein phosphatase alpha-like. The record is from RefSeq and is a predicted model, not a curated record. Gene Ontology annotation, molecular function: protein tyrosine phosphatase activity. Lineage: Eukaryota; Metazoa; Mollusca; Bivalvia; Myida; Myidae. The transcript has 22 exons. Gene Ontology annotation, biological process: protein dephosphorylation. Bases 496 to 3342 code for a protein of 948 amino acids.
UCCUGUUUGAGAUUUAUUAUAAAUUUGACAUUCAAAACUCCGGAUUAUUUUCCUUAUUUUAUUACAUCUUCAUAAUUGACUUAAGCAACACACAUGUACUGGGACUUAAGUACCUUUUCGAUCAAGUUAGUACAUCUUAUUUAAAAUCAUGACGUGAAAUAUUUUGUAUUAAGAUUAGGGAAUAAGAGCGAAUAUGUGUAUGCAUUGCCUAGUAAUACAGUGCGUACAGCGAAUGUAUAUUUGAUAUAGCAAAAAACUAACUUUUAUUAAGGUUUCGGCUAUUUCGUAUCUUAUAUCUAUAUCUUGAACGACUUUCAGCAUUCACAAACAUAAACAUAUAUGCUUUACCAGGAAUAUGGAUAACUAUUGGAAUAUCUGAAAUUAUAAGAGCAACAAAGAAUGCAGAAAGCCAAAUAAAACCAAUCAAUUCUUUGUACAGUGCAACGAUGACAUUACGAUAUAGCAGACAAUGAUUUUUGACACCUCUAAGACAGGAUGUAUUUUUGGACAUUUUGUUUGAUCUGCUUGGCACGAACAUGUAUGGCAGACGGAUUGAACUGCAGUUUAACCUGUGUAUGCUGUAAAGAAGGAAAAGCAGGAUGUAGGAAUGAUACUUCAAAAGGACUCAAUUAUUGUUUCGACGGCUGUAAAGAUGGGAUAUAUGGACUUAAGUGUCAUAAUCCUUGUCCCAAAAACUGUUCUACGUGUGAACAAGAACUUGGCACACAAUGUUACAGCUGCAAGGACACAUUUUAUGAUAAGAACAAUAAGUGCAACGAGAGAUGUUCAGACGGGUGUGAAGAGGGAAUAUGUAAUGUUGACGGGACAUGCACAUGUAUACAUGGAAGGCAUGGUGCAAAUUGUACACUACACUGCGUUGAAAAGAACUGCUAUUGCUCUAAUGGAACCGAUUGUACUUCUUGUAUAACGGGGUUCUACGACAGAAGUACCCUCUGUGAAACACCGUGUUCCCCAGGAUGUGAGGAUGGCGUUUGUAAAGACGACGGUAGUUGCCAUUGUCAAACUAGCUUUACCGGAAACACAUGCAGUGAGUGUCAGUCAGGAUAUUAUGGGACCUACUGCAAUGUAUCCUGUUCGGUAGGAUGUGUAAAUAAAACGUGUUCAAAAGAUGGCACUUGUUCCUGUCGCGCAAAUUUCGUUACAGCAAAAUGUGAUACAUGUGCGGUUGGAAGAUCCGGUUUAACCUGUGACCAUAUAAAUAUGCAAAAUAAAGUUGGGCCACCUGUAGGAGCUAUUGCUGGAGGCGUAAGUGGUGGCAUUGUAGUCAUCAUUGUCAUCGUUGUAGCAUUUGUCUUCAUUCGACGAAGGUCUAUUCGCUUGCCUGCCAAUGUCCAAACCAAGCGACAUGGUAAUACAACGUUUCAAGCUAACAUGAAAAAAGAACCAGGGACAUCAGUUAUGGAACGGACAUACUAUAAUGAGGGACAAAUCCAAAGAGAAUCAACAAAACCAAAUACAACUGGUACCCGGCCGGCAGUAAAAACACAUACGUCCAUCAUGGAGCAAGUCUCUGCACAUGUGGAAACAACAUCUGAUAAAGCGAUAGAUGACAAGACGUAUUACAAUGAAUUUGGAUCAUCCACUACCGGGACAAAAGUACCCAUUGGUGAACUCGUCAAGUAUGUCGAUGGAAAGACUCAUGAGGCGUUUAGAGCAAAUUUUGAGAAAUUGUCUUGUGGCCUUGUUAAGCCAUAUGUGGAAUCGCAGAAGAGAGAAAACAUAAGUAGGAAUCGUUACAAAGGAAUUUAUCCAUAUGAUGAUUCAAUGGUCAAAGUCACAGGCAGUGGUGGAUCUGACUACAUUAACGCUAGUUUUAUUGACGGGUAUGAAAAGCCGAAUCACUACAUCGCCACAUUAGGUCCAAUGUCUGAACAAUUAGGAGAUUUCAGUUUAUUCUGGAAUAUGAUUUGGCAACAAAUGGUUGAGAGGAUUGUCAUGGUUACCAACCUCAUUGAGAUUGGAUCUCAUAAAUGCGAGCAAUACUGGCCAAACCCUGGAACAACAAAGACGUUUGGUAAAAUAAAGGUGGAAAGCCGCUCGGAAGAUGAAUAUGCUGAGUUUACAAGGAGGACAUUCACGGUGACCAUGGGAGGCAAAGAAAGGUCGUUGCACCAUUUACACUUUACUUGUUGGCCUGACAAAGCGGUACCCGACGAUGUUACUGCAAUGAUAGAGUUCAGACAGAGGGUUUUGAGCACGCCGAGUACACUGAAUGGACCAACGGUUGUGCAUUGCAGUGCCGGUGUCGGAAGAACAGGCACGUACAUUGCUCUGGACAUUCUAACAAAGGAGGGUGAGGCGGAAGGAGCCAUUGAUAUCCCGGGAUGUGUAAACAAAAUGCGCCAGAAUAGACCAAAUAUGGUUCAGACAUUGGAACAAUACCAGUUUUUGCACACAGCUACGGUGUACUCAUUGACAUUCGACUGCAAACAAAUCAAGGGAGAGAACUUCAAUAAAUACAUGAUCAACCACUCUACACAAGAACUGAACAGUCAGUUUAAUAGAUUACAGCACACGGUAAAACAACGAUUUAAAGACGAAACUGAGGCAGUUGAGCGAAAUAAGCGGCACUUGACCAAAAACAGAGCAAACGCCGAUAUUCCAGGUGAUGAAAACCGACCACGACUUCAUAUGAAUCUGAAACAAGGAGCGACAGACUACAUCAAUGCUGUUUACAUACACAGCUUUAGAAUCAAGAAACGUUACCUGGUUGCUCAAACUCCACUGCCACAGACGGUUGUCGACUUUUUGACGCUUGUUGUCCAAGAGAGAUGUUCAUGUAUCGUCAGUUUCGAAGCAAGUUUGGAUGAACAAAAGAAUACCGGCAAGUAUUACCCUGCUGCAAAUCAAGAUGUUUUAAAGAAGGGAACGUUUGAAGUCAGCUGUUCAAGAGGAGAGGAAAAAUCUUUCUACGCAGAACGAACAUUGACAAUACAGCACAAAGGGUCAGGGACGAGCACUGAACGAACCAUUCCUCAUCUUCAGUUUACUGACUGGGAUGAAAUUAAGAAUACUCCGAGAUCAACUAAAAACUUUCUGUCAUUUCUGAACGUGAUAGAGAAUGUCACGAAACAACAAGAUGACGGACCGAUAUUGGUUCAUUGCUUUGAUGGUGCAGGCAAGAGUGGUCUGUUCUGUGUGGUUUCGCUACUUCUCCACAAGAUGGCCGUGGAACAUGAAGUCAGUGUACUUAACACUGUUAGGAAGGUGAAAACCACACGGAGACUAGCGAUCCCCAGUCAGGAACAAUUUGUGUACUGUCAUGAUUGCGUUUCUGAGUAUCUCAGCUCGUUCGACGUGUACGCCAACUUUAACGAGUAAACAACGAAACUGUAAUUUGUUGUCCAGUCGUAUGUCGAAAAUGUCGACAAUGUACAUAUGUAUGUCUGGCGUGGUGCAUUGUAUAAAACGUGUGACAGACAUAAACUAUUUGUAAUUAUUUCCAAGAUGCCGGAUGUUAAAUGAAAACAUUAAUUCCAUUAUUGAGUUAUGUUUAAAUUGCAUUGUAAUAUGAAUAUUCUUUUUAUCAACUUAUUUACCGAAAUAUUCGUUAUCCUAUAACAACAGUGCUAUUGUAUGUGCAUUAUUUAAAAGGUGACAUUAAUAAUACAACGAUAUUUCCCUAUUGUCAUCUCUUAACCGUUUAUUGGUGUAUGUAAAAUAUACUUGCAAAAGAGUUUCAUGUAACAUCAAAGGCAAACACUAUUUAUUGCAUGCAACAUUUGGUUAGUUGAAUAUGUCUGAUGUAUUUUAUCUUCGGGAUUUCGUAUUUUAUAGUGUAUGUGGUGUCAUGGUUACAUGUUAAAUAAUCUUUAAUAAUAGUUACCUGUGAUAACGAGCCCUCAAGGCGCUACUGAAGUUAAUUCCUUUUAAAUUGGAAAUGAAGAGUGCUUAAAGUGUUCUUUAUACGUGUAUUUAGUUAAACGCAACUGUUGCAAAACCUUUACAAAUUUACAACUAACCUACUAUUGUAUUUUUGUCACUUUUUAUAACAAACGUUAAACUGCUGUUGUUCUACAAACAUAGUACAGUGAGUACAUAUUGCACUUAAGCCGAAACAGAAAUCAUCCAAAACUCAUUUCAAUAAGUUAUGUUACAGUGAUAUAUGUAUUUUUAGGUGUCAGUUUCGGUUUUCAUAGUUAACAUAGUUCAGUGAGUACAUGCAGCACUUAGGUCCAAACAGAAAUAAUCCAAAAUGCAUUUUAAUAAAUUAUGUUGCAGUGAUGAGAAUAUGUAUUUAGGUGUCAGUUUGAGAUUUUAUAGUUAACACAUGCACCGUUCUAUCAAGUGCUUAAUAAUCAGAUUUGGGACAAGAGCUCCUAGAGUUUGUGCGUUAUUAUCAAUUACACCUUUUCAUGCAUAAGUGAUAUAUAUUGCUUAAACACAUCCACGCUUAAUUUUUGUAAAUAUUUAAUACGGGGAAGGGCUCUGAAAGUAGUCGCUUACUUAUGUUUAUUGAUUUAUAUGAGUUGUUUGUGGAGUUUUGUGCUUUUGUUCUAUGUUUCUUAUUUGUGUUUUCUUUUGUAGUUUUUUUCAUAUAAACAUUUAUGAGAUAAAUUGUUGCAUAAAAAAGCAUUGCAUCAAUAGUUUAAUGAAAAAUAGAAGGACAAGCACAGUAAACGUAUCUAAAGACCUAUUCUAUGUGUAUUCAGCCUAUACAAGUAUGUCAUAACAAUAUGUUAUUAUUUCAACAUAUCUAUCUACACAAUGAAAAAACGCUUGUGUUCAUGUCUUCAUAUCAUUAACAUUUUACUGUUUUAUAUCACAAUGUGUAUGUUAUUCCAUCAAUAGCCUUAAGUUUAACUUCAAUAUUUGCCUUGUGUUGUUUUAUAAAGAUAUGUUUCUUCUAUGUUUCUCUUUAUGACAAAUCAUAAAUUCUUGAAAGUGUUAAACUUUAA